AUGGCGAUUGUUGAAGAUUUUGAAACCACUAUCAAGAUAAUUGUGGUGGGAAAUGGUGGAGUGGGAAAGUCCAGCAUGAUCAGAAGGUUCUGCAAAGGAGAAUACACGGAUACUUACAAGAAGACGAUUGGAGUUGACUUCCUCGAGAAAGAGAAAUACAUCGACAGUGUAGCGCAGAACAUUACAUUCAUGGUGUGGGAUACAGCAGGACAAGAAGAGUUCGACGCCAUCACUCGAUCGUAUUACCGCAACGCCAACGGGUGCGUGGUGGCUUUCUCGACGGUGGAUAGAGACAGCUUUGAGGCUGUGGAGAAAUGGAAGUCAAAGGUUGAAGCAGAGGUCGGCCAGAUCCCAAUGGUGUUGGUCCAGAACAAAGUGGACUUGAUCGAUCAAUCAGUUGUUAGCCCGGAGGAAGUCGAGAACCUGUCGAAGAAGCUCAAGCUCAAGUUGUACAGAACAUGCGUCAGUGAAAACUUGAAUGUUGACAAAGUCUUCGAAUACCUUGGUGAACAGUAUGUGAAGAAUGAGCAGAACGGCGGUGAAAGCGGCCUUGCCAGUAUUGAGGAGAUGUCUACCAACAAGGCAAAUACGAGCACGAGUGCAAGUGCGAGUUCCAAACCCGUGAAAGCAAACACUGACAGCAAGAAGACGGAGACGGUUGAGAAAGUGAAUGAGAGUGUCAAGGAGAAAGAGAGACAGAGGAAAGCAGACAAAAAGGAUGUGAUUCAAAUCCACGACAUCAAACAACGAACGGGAGGCAAGAAGAAGCGAUUUUGUUCUAUUCUUUGA
This is a messenger RNA of Guillardia theta CCMP2712, 789 nucleotides long. RefSeq lists its product as hypothetical. Lineage: Eukaryota; Cryptophyceae; Pyrenomonadales; Geminigeraceae. The record is from RefSeq and is a predicted model, not a curated record. The transcript has 8 exons. Gene Ontology annotation, molecular function: GTPase activity; GTP binding. Bases 1 to 789 code for a protein of 262 amino acids.